GCCAUCCAAUCUCGGAGGUGUAUAAAGUGAUUGCUAAAAACAGAUACACCUCUGCAAUUAGGAAUUGCGAUUUGAUUUACUGGUAUCUGUAUAUGUGUAUCAUCAUCAGUCAUCGCUAGAAGCUCCGAAUAAGGUGGGUGGAGCGGUGAUCCUAAUUACUUGUUCUUCGUCUUUCUUUCUCACAGACUUUUCUGAGUGAGAGAACUUUCUACAAACACACACACACAGAGAAAUGGUGGGACCGCCAAGGCCUCAGUUCGUUUUGUUCGGAUCCUCCAUUGUUCAGCUAAGCUUCAGCAAUGGCGGUUGGGGUGCUACUCUCGCUGACAUUUACGCUCGCAAAGCAGAUAUAUUGGUGCGGGGGUAUUACGGUUGGAACUCAAGGCGUGCUGUACAGGUCCUCGAUCAAGUGUUUCCUAAGGAUGCUGCAGUACAGCCAUCGUUGGUCAUAGCUUAUUUUGGAGGUAAUGAUUCAAUGGGGCCUCACUCAUCUGGCCUGGGCCCUCAUGUGCCACUUCCUGAAUACAUUGAAAACAUGAGAGUGAUUGCAAGACAUCUCCAGAGUCUUUCAGAUUCCACACGCAUCAUUUUUCUUAGUUGUCCUCCUGUGAAUGAGGAAAAAGUUCGUGAAAUUACAAGUGAGUAUUUAAGCAAACUAGUAAGAACUAAUGAGUUGUGCAGACAGUAUUCAGAUGCCUGUGUAGAGUUGUGCCAGGAAAUGGGUUUGAAGGUUGUUGAUCUUUUUACUGCAUUUCAGAAAAGAGAUAAUUGGAUGAAUACUUGUUUUACAGAUGGUGUUCAUUUAUCCGCUGAGGGGAGCAAUAUAGUUGUAGAGGAGAUAUUGAAGGUGCUCAAGAAUGCUGAAUGGAAACCAUGUUUACACUGGAAGUCCAUUCCGACUGAGUUUUCAGAGGACUCACCAUAUGAUCUCGUUACUGCUGAUGGAAAAGGAACAUUAAAUCCCUCUGAGUGGACCUUUCACAGGGAGAUUCAGUGGAAAUAAUCAAUGGUCAUCUUCUGCCUGCUUUCCCCAUGCAGGUGCUUGGUUAAUUGCGGAGAACAAUGAUAUGUUAUUGUAUGAAACACAUGGAAUAUUUGAAAAAAGAAAAAAAAGAAAAAAAAAAAGAAAAGAAAAAUGCAAGGGGAAGGGAAGAAGAUUCAAUACAUUUGUAGCAAACACUACUUUAGAAGUCCAGGAAAAGACUCUUAUAUAUGGUUUACUCAAUUCUAUUAAAUAUAGCUUUGUAAGUAAGUUAUUUAGAAGUAACUUUGUGCCUUUCAUAUUUCUUCAGCCACAUGGUACUGUUGAAAGUUGGUAGUUGAGGAGCCAUUCACUGUUUGAUCAGAAAAUUAUUUCUAUGCCACAUUAGAUGGAGAAGCUGCAGUUUGUUUUGUUGAGAGCCUGAAUGGUCGAAAUGCAAAAUUUGAUUACAUAAAUUGAUUAAUCUUUGGCCAAUAACGGUUUCAAAUUGGAUUUUGAGUUU
Messenger RNA from Ziziphus jujuba (common jujube), 1484 nucleotides. RefSeq names its product GDSL esterase/lipase CPRD49. The coding region runs from base 233 to 1003 and encodes 256 amino acids. The transcript has 6 exons. NCBI's taxonomy places the organism in Eukaryota, Viridiplantae, Streptophyta, Magnoliopsida, Rosales, Rhamnaceae. The record is from RefSeq and is a predicted model, not a curated record.